Messenger RNA from Daldinia caldariorum, 1131 nucleotides. RefSeq names its product kinase-like domain-containing protein. NCBI's taxonomy places the organism in Eukaryota, Fungi, Ascomycota, Sordariomycetes, Xylariales, Hypoxylaceae. Gene Ontology annotation, cellular component: autophagosome; cytoplasm. The record is from RefSeq and is a predicted model, not a curated record. Bases 201 to 995 code for a protein of 264 amino acids. The transcript is spliced from 4 exons. Gene Ontology annotation, molecular function: ATP binding; protein serine/threonine kinase activity. Gene Ontology annotation, biological process: peptidyl-serine phosphorylation; protein autophosphorylation; autophagy.
UACAUUCGUGAUGUAUAUCAGCGUGCGGAAGCCGAGCGGUUCCGGGGUAUACCUAAGAAACUUGAGGAACGCAAGGAGCCAUAUAUCCAGAAGGAUGACUUGCUAUACUUGGACCAGUGGAUGCAGAAACGUGGUACCCCCUUGACUAAAGAGGCACACCUGCACAACAGGGAGCUUAUCGAGAAGCUUUCCAACAUUAUAUGCAAAACAAAGAGGUUACCUCAGCUAUGAAAAUUCUACAGGAUGGUCUCAAAGGUGUUGGACCUUCCAGAGCGUCCCUUAUGCUUUCGGUAGCGUUCCCUAGUGUUUUGCCAUACUUCUCUCGGUCGCUAUACCGAUGGACCCACUGGGAUGAAAGAACUGGUUGGGCACAAGAGUUCAAGUGGACGCCGGACAAGUACCACAGCAUACUUGAACGGGUGGCAUCCCUAGCUGAGAGGCUCUCUGGGAACCGCGAAGUUAUACAAGCUAUCGAUGUCGAGAAGGUGGCAUUUGUGUUAGAACAUGAGAGCUGUAUUAGCGAAUUUCAACUCUUCACCAUCGUGGACGGUCUCGUCAAUAACAAGGAGUCCAUAUCUAACGGGCGUGCGAGAGUGUUCGAAGUUGAUAGAGAGGCGAUAGAUGGAAAAAAGGGAACGGCUGCAGUCAAAAAGAUCUUCAAAUCGGGCGAUGUCGAAAAAGCAAGGAACAGGUUCCUCGCCGAAGUAACGUCCUCAUACCACUUGUCUAAGUUGUCGCCAGAUCACUUCGUCGAAUUCUUUGGGUGGAAUGAAGACCCGGAUAGACUCUUUAUUGCCAUGGAAUAUGUUAAAUCCGGCGACUUGGAGAAAUGCCUUGGGGAGAGCCUUUGGGGCGAGAAAGACAUAAAGGAAACAACGAAGCAGAUAUUGGAGGGGCUACAGAUCAUGCAUCACGAAAGCAUCGCUCACCCGGAUCUCAAGCCACAGGUAAUUAUCUUCCCAUUAAUUAUUUUAUCGUAUCGUGCCAUCUACUAGAAAACUUACUUCUAGGGGCUUAGAAUAUUCUUGUCGUCUCGACGCCGCCAGACAUAAGAGUCAAGAUCACCGAUUUCGGACUCACGAAGCGACUCUCAAAUAGGAAAACCACGGCUCUAGUCACCAAGGGGAUCGG